Molecule: messenger RNA, 2967 nt
Organism: Falco peregrinus (peregrine falcon)
Lineage: Eukaryota; Metazoa; Chordata; Aves; Falconiformes; Falconidae
Gene: P2RX6
Product: purinergic receptor P2X 6
Exons: 11
Coding region: 39-1781 (580 amino acids)
Biological process (GO): response to ATP; monoatomic cation transmembrane transport
Cellular component (GO): nuclear inner membrane; plasma membrane
Molecular function (GO): extracellularly ATP-gated monoatomic cation channel activity; ATP binding; purinergic nucleotide receptor activity
Source: RefSeq, a predicted model, not a curated record
CCGGGGCGGGAAGCGCCCGCAGUGCCUCGCAGGCCGCCAUGAGGAGCCAGGGGCCGUUGCGGGCGUGCGGGGCCCUCCUCGAUUACAAGACGGUGAAAUUCGCGCUGACGCGGAACCGGCGGGUCGGGCUGCUGCACCGCUUGCUCCAGCUCGGCGUGCUGGGCUACGUGCUCGGGUGGGUGCUGCUGGCACGGAAGGGCUACCAGGAUACCGACCGUGCCCCCCGCGCCGCCGUGGUCACCAAGAUGAAGGGGGCGGCUGUCGCCGAGGCGGUGGGCAAGGGCCGGCGGCUGUGGGACGCGGCGGACUACGCCCGGCCCCCCCAGGGAGAGAACGUGCUUUUUCUGGUGACCAAUUUCAUUGCUACGGCACAGCAGUCCCAAGGCACCUGCCCCGAGAGCCCCUCGGUUCUUGAUGCGGUGUGCACAGAAGACGCAGACUGUCCCGUGGGAAACCCGGUGGUUCAUGGUAACGGGAUAAAAACUGGGAAAUGUGUGAUGUUCAACACCACCCAUUCCACCUGUGAGAUCUAUGGCUGGUGUCCUGUGGAGAACAACACUGUGCCCAGGAAACCUCUUCUGGCUGAGGCGGAGAAUUUCACUCUUUUUAUAAAAAAUACUGUCCACUUCACCAAAUUUAACUUCUCCAAGUGCAAUGCUUUGCAGACCAAUGACCCCACCUAUUUCAAGAGCUGCACGUAUGAUCCAUUCUUCAACCGCUCCUGUCCCGUCUUCCGUGUCCGUGACAUGGUGGAGGCAGCUGGAGAGACCUUUGGAGACCUUGCGCUGCUGGGGGGGAGCAUCGGAGUUCGCAUUGAGUGGGACUGUGACCUGGAUCACCCUGCUGCCCAGUGCCAGCCACAGUACUCCUUCAGCCUGCAGGACAGGAGGUACAAUUUUAGAACUGCCUCCUACUACUGGGAUUCCCAGCGGCGGCUCUACCGGAAUCUGCUGAAGCUCUACGGGAUCCGCUUUGACAUCUCUGUGCAUGGCCAGGCUGGGAAGUUCAGCAUAAUUCCUGCUGCUGUGAGUUUUGGCACUGGCAUCGCGUUCUUUGGUGCCGUGAGUACUCCAGAUACGCUCUUUUCCUCUGAUCUGUGGGUUGGGUUUUGCCACUUACCUGUUUGUUCCCCUGCCUGCCUGGGUACAAGGCUUCCUGGGUGCCUGCCAGCCUGGGAGGGGAGAUUGUCUGGCAGGGUGUUAGCUCCCGUUUUCCUGUUUGUGAUCGUUAGCAGUAAUGACACUGCCAGAUCAAGGAUACUGAGCGCCGUCAGGGGCACAUCUCGUGGAGGCUGGGUGUUUGGGUUGACCCUGGGAAGGUGCAUUGCUGAGGUGUUGCUGGUUAGUCUGUUCCAGCGGUCUUGGCCAGCAGGAGAGCACACCUCCUGUGUUUCUCCCCCAACUCUAAAGGGAGGCAGUGUCUGGCUCCAGCACGGACAUGGCAUUGCAUUCCUAGAGACAGGGCAGCCCCUUCUGUGGCUCAUCCCUUUCAGCAGAGUAACGGGGAGCCUGGGCUCCCCAACCUGCCCCCUCUUCUGUCCCAGUCCCUUAUGUGGCUGUGACAGCAGCUCUCCUCUGGACCAGCCACCCUGUGCUGCAGCCCAGAUGAUCAUGGCUAACCUCCUGUACAGCGAAGGGGAGCAGGCCACGGUGGUCUGUGACCUGGUUCUGCUCUACCUGGAUGCGAAGGCUGACUUCUACUGGAAGGAGAAGUUCGAGGAGGUAAGGAUGGGGCCGCUUUGGAGGGAUGAGGUUGGAGUGAAGUUUUGCAAGCGGUUUUAAAUAUUUUCUGUCCCUUGGUUAAAAUUCAGUUCACAAGAUCUCAGAAAACCCUGGUGGAGUAGUUUUUAGACUUUGAUUCUUGGGCUUGGCUGGUCUGAACUGAAUGUGACGGAGAUUAAACCCUUACAAGUUUAACAGCAAGUGGCAGCAGGGUGGAAGAGAGGGACCCAGCUGGCACCCGGACUGCAGGGAAGGCUGCACCGUGACCUCAACUGCUGUUAGACAGCAAGGAGUCCUCCAGGGGACCUUACUGUAGAAACCCUGACCCAGCUCCAUGUUUGUUUACCCUCUUCUGAACCAAAUCUGGCCGAGCUCCACAUGGAGAGAGGGCAGCUCUUCAGGGUGUGCCCUGGCGCUGUGUCAGCGCUGUCGCUGCCAUUCAGUGACAGAUUUUCUUGCCGUGUGUGGUUCAGGCUUCGGCACUGCCCAGCUCUGGUGAAUCGGGGAGCUGCAGGAUGCGGGCUGGGAGGCCCUUGCAGAGCAGAACUGCCAGCCCUAGCUCGGGUCAUCUUCAGCUUUAUCUGGCCAAGGCUUACUGAGGACAGAGGUUCACUAGCUCAGUGACCUGCCCAAGGGCUGUGCCAUCCUACUGGAGGGAGAAAAAAAUCUGUUAUUAAGGCCUGAUCUCAAAUGGCUGGUGGAGUUGGGGUCUCAAACAAUGAAUCUGGUUGUGUGGGACUGAGCAGAGCAGCGCAGGACCGUCUGCCUGGGCUGUCCCCUGUCUCUAGUAUAGUAAGAUGCCCCUGUUCAUUUUGCAGGCAAAACCCCCUAAAGGUAAGACUGAGGCUGCAGCUUAGGGACAUCAGGAAUGCUCCGCCACAAGCACCCUUCACUCAGGAGCAACCUCCAGGUAGAUGCAAUGGGGGCACAGCUGCGGCCCAGGUGGAGGUGGCCCAGUUCUCCUGCAGGGGUUAGGGUCUCCCUUUCCUGCAGAAACGUUUGCUUCAGCAGUUGUUCUUGGCUCCUGGAGCGCAAAGCCAUCCCAUGGGCAGCUUCCAGCACUGAGUGGCCGGUGACCAGGCAGAGCCACGCUGCGGAGCUGCUGUGGGAACUAGAGCUUGUUGGGGAGCGGCCAGCCUGUACUCAGCACAAAGCACUUUGCACUUCUUCGUGUUCCAGAUGGCCAUGGGACUUGAUUUCCUGGGAAAAACAGGGAUGCAACAAAAUAAAGCUGUUUGGAAAGCAG